This is a messenger RNA of Tetrahymena thermophila SB210, 339 nucleotides long. RefSeq names its product LITAF-like zinc ribbon domain protein. The transcript has a single exon. Gene Ontology annotation, molecular function: zinc ion binding. The record is from RefSeq and is a predicted model, not a curated record. NCBI's taxonomy places the organism in Eukaryota, Ciliophora, Oligohymenophorea, Hymenostomatida, Tetrahymenidae.
AUGAAUAACAAUAAUUAUCAAUAAGUGCCUCCUCCUUUGUAAAGCAACGAAUAUAAACCUCCUUAAGUUUUUAUACAACAAGCAGCUUAAAUGGCCUUACCUAGAAAUGCUGAUCAUUCAGUUUCACCUACUUCUAUCCAAUGUCCUCAUUGUAAUUAAGUUGGAGUGACUUAAGUCAAGAGUAAAGUAGGUAGUGGUACAUUGUGCUGUGCAUUCAUACUUUUAAUGACAACAUUUUGCUGCUGCAUACCUUUUUUAAACGAAAACUGCUAGGAUAAAUUACAUACUUGUACUUAUUGUUAAGCUUAAGUAGGUAUACAUGAGUAUAAAGUUUGUUGA